Messenger RNA from Aphidius gifuensis, 3953 nucleotides. RefSeq names its product leucine repeat adapter protein 25-like. NCBI's taxonomy places the organism in Eukaryota, Metazoa, Arthropoda, Insecta, Hymenoptera, Braconidae. The transcript is spliced from 3 exons. The record is from RefSeq and is a predicted model, not a curated record. The coding region runs from base 1724 to 3373 and encodes 549 amino acids.
AGACAAUUUGUUAUCACUAAAAUAAAAAAACAACUUAGAUGCAAAUACGUGAAAAAUUUUAAGUCAAACAUGGUGUACAUGUUAAAGGUAUAAGUGAUUUUAUCCUUGUACACCAAAUUCAACGUAGCGUAACGAGUUAAUCAAGGACUUUUAUAUUUAUUUUUGUGUUGUGCAUUCGAAAGGGAAACAAAAAUUUAAUUGAAUAUACCAUUUAUAGAUAAUAUUUUUUUAAAGGACAUUUUAAAAUUUAUUAUACUUGGAAUAAACAGAUAACAUUUAAAUACCAGUAAAAUAUAUAUUAUAUUAUUAACCAGUAAAUGAAAUAAGCUAAUAAUUUCUACAUUUUAUUUCGUUUGAUAUUUUUUUGUGGAUUAUUUUGGAAAUAUAUAUUCCACGUAUCUGAAAUUAGCAUGAUUAAAAAGAAAAAAAUAUAUAAAAACCGGCAAAUAAAAUGAAAGAACAAGAAGAAGAAGAAGAAAUUGAAUAAAUAAUGAAAAAGAAAAAAAAAGAAAUUCUCGAAAAGCUGGAGAAUAAAGAUACCUACAACCUAGUAGCUCUUCUCUUUUUUUUGUUAAUGUAUAUUCAACUCCCUCUCGAUAUAAUCUGUCUUUGUUGAUUUUAUUUAAACUCAAGUAACCUGGGUCCUUGUCUACAACAACUGGCACCGGAUAACUCUCACACGGUAUCAUGAUCACCCACACCACUUGAAUCUGUUGCCUCUUGUCACCUCUUUCUCUCUACUAUCCAGCAGCAUAGCAUUCAAUACAUAAAAAAAAAAAAUAUACAUAUUAAAAAAACUUCAUCAAUGUGGCUACAAAGACAUAUACAUAAGAAAACUACUACCUGGAUAAAUAUAAAGAUAGUAGUUGUAUACCAAGAGGACAAGGAGAAAAAGGCAAACAAGUCAAACUGAGUGUAAUCCCCCACUUUGAUAUUUUGUGGUAAAAGUCACGUGGUUAAUUCUCUUGAACUCAACUCAAAGGAUGUAAUGUUUGCUGGAUCUGCAGAGUUCAGUUGUUGAUCGUCUUUUAACCGGUGAUCAAAUAUUUAUCAUAUUUUUAUAAUAAAUAAUAAAUGAAAAGAAACAGCCAAACAAGUGAUAUAAUAAUAGAAACAAAUACAAUAUGAAAAAACAUUUAUGAAAAGAAUAAAUAAUCUUUAAUAAUAUCAAGAAGAAAAAAAAACACAAGCAACGGGAUUUUGGAAUAACAAGAAUUCCAGAUGUGUCGAUCAAUGAUCCUGCUUACCUGGAUCAUCAUCAUACAAAUAAAAUUAAAAUACAUUGAAAUAGUUGAGUAAGCAGGAAGCUUGAAAAAACGCGGAUAAAAACGAUAAAUUAAUUUAAUAACUGAGGAUUACGAAACUGGUAUAAGUACAGAGUUUGUAUAGGAAGUGAAGAAGAUCAAUUGAACUGCAAUAUAAUGUAGUUAAUAUUUAAACACAUCCAUCGUAUAAAUUUAAAAAAAAAAUAACAAUAAUAAUAAAAGAGAUAAAAAUAAUUUUAAAAUUAUUUUUGAUGUGUGUAAAUAUCUCAAGUGUGUUAACAAUAAUGAUGAUGAUGUAAUAUUUAUUCUCGAGUGGAGGUCAUACUAGUAUUGUUAGAAAAAAAAAAAGAAAAGAUAACAAAUAUUUUCUGACAAUAAUGAAUAGCAACAGUAAUCAAUAUGUUACUCUUGAUUUAAUUUUAUUAUUUAAUAAAAAUAUACAAUAAAUUAGAUAAAAUAUGAAAGAGGCAAAUAUAAUGCAGUUGUCAGCAAGAUCACAUCCACCACCACCAGUACCACCACGUCCAAGUAGACAAGUGGUUGCUGAAGCAUUAAAAAAAUCACCAAGACCACCAUGUCCAACACGUCAAGCACCACCACCACCAAAUACAAAACCAUGGACUCCAAAUAAUAAUAACAACAACAAAAUAACAACAUCAACAAUAUAUAAUCCAGGUCGUACAAUUGUUUAUGAAUCAUCCAAAAAUUUAAAUAAUCAUGAUUAUAAUAAUAAUAGCAACAAACAAUUAAAAAAUUGUAAUGAAAAUAAAAAUCUUAGUCAAAUUAAAAGUCAAGAAUUUCAUGACAAUAGUGAAAGGAUAAAAGUUACUGAUAAUCAUAUAAAUAAUCUACAACAAAAACAACAUGUUACACAAUCAUUAAAUAAUAAUAAUGAUAUUGAAAUUAAUAAAAAUUCAAUAAAUAUAAAUAAAUUAAAUAAUAUUGAUAUUGAUGUUAUGAUAAAAACAGAUUUUGUUGAAAAAAACCGGAAGGAUGUUGUUGUUACAAAUGAAAAUAUCUUGCAGCAAUCCGACAUAAAAGUUCAAGGUACGAAUGAUCACACGAGGGAAUGUAACAUGCAAAUAAGUGGGGAUAAAGUUGAUACUGUUACAGAUGGUAGAAACAAAGAAAAUAUUGAUAUUUUAAAUAAUCAUGAUGUUAUAAAUAAUGAUAAUAAUAAUAAUAUAAUUAAUAAAAAAUUAUCAUUAUCAAUAAAUUCAUUAAAUAAUGAAUUAGAAAUAAUUAAAAAUGAAAAAAAUAAUAAUAUUGAUAAUAUUGAUAAUAUUGAUAAUAUAAAUAAUAAAUUAAAUAUAUAUGAAACAAAUAAAUCAAUUUUUUUGGCUGAUAAAUGUGCUACAGUUGUGAUAAUUGAUGAACCAGAGCGUAAAAUAAUUUUCAAUGAGGACAAUAACGAUAAUAUACAACAUGAAGAUUGGCUUGAAGCUGGUGUCCGUUAUUCAUCGACAAAAAUAAUGUUGCCUGGUGAUGAUACUCUUGCUGAUCGUACAGAUGAAAAUAUUAAUGAUCAAAAAAAUGAUUGUGAUAGUUAUGUAGAAAAUAAAUUUGACCUAGAUUUUACAAGCAUACGAGAAAGAAUAGCAAUGUCGUCACUUCAAGGAUUACCACCAUUGCCAAGAAGUUUGAGUGGUUUUAAUAUUAAUGAAGGAAGAAGAGACGUUGGUGAACCACCACCACCACCACCAGCUAGAUCAUCUAGUAAAACAUCAAAAGGAAUUAAAACUUUUAUGCAAUCAAGCUCUAGACCAUCACCACCUGGUAGACAACUGACAACUCUUGACACACAGCUGGCUACUUUAAGAAAAGAAAUGUUUGGAUUACGACAAUUGGAUUUAUCAUUAUUAUCACAAUUAUGGUCAUUGAAUGAAUCAAUACAAGAAUUUCGUCAAUUACUGCAAGAUCAAGAUGAUCGUGCACCAUCACCAAGCAGUGAAGAAGGUGAUGAUGGUUCAUAUGCAGUACAUCCACCACCACCACCACGUAGACCAGCACCUUUACUACAUCAUCAUCGUCCACCAAGACCACCAAGACCAUUACGUUUACCACUAAGUGAUGAGUCACCUUCAAGUGAAGAAUAUGGAGCUGUUUAAUUUGUCACAUCAUCACCAAAAAUAAAAAAACAAAACUAGAAUUACAUUGAAGUGGUGUUAAUACCUCUUUCAUAGUGUUGAAUUUUAUAAUUCAAAUAAGAAAAAAAAACAAACCUGAAUAGCUUUUUUUUUCUUUAAAUUCCAAUUGACGUAAAGAAAAAAGAAAAUUUAUUUUACGGUGUCUUUAAAGUUUCUGUCCACAUGACAACAGUCCGUCGUAAUUAAAUAAAUUAAAAAAAAAAUAACUAUUAAAGUAAAUAAACAAACUGUUUUUUUUGUUGGAUGGAAUUUAAAUUGUUUUCAAGUGAUCUAAAAGUGACUAUAUAUAAAGACUAUUAAAGUGAUUAAUUUAUUUGAUAUAACAAUAUUGAUUCCAAAUAUAAAUAAAUAAAUAAACUUGAUAUGAGUGAGUGAUUUUAAAAUAUAAAUUAAUAAUAAUGAUAAAAAAUGUUACUUAAAAUUAUUGAAUUAUACAAGCCAAGUUUAUUGCCUUUACGAAUUUAUUUUGUGUAUAUUUUUUUCAUUUAAAUUAAUUGUUAAUUAUGUAAUAUUAAUUGAUUAAUAAAAUGAUAAUAAAAUU